CAUCAAUAACCCAUAAAAUAAAAAAUCCAUUAAUCACCAUGGCAAGGUCAUUUGGUGUUGUUGUCCUCUUUGUCUCAGUUUUGUGCUUCUCCUCUGCAUUGGCUCGCAAAACACCUGAAAAAUUCUUCGUUGAAGGCAAGAUUUAUUGUGAUCCUUGCCACUUUGCAUUUGAGUCUAGACUCAGCUUCCCCUUGUCAGGUGUGAAUGUGACUCUGGAAUGCAUCAACGAACAAAAUAACACAGUGAGUUAUACAAAGGAAAGCAGAACUGAUGCAAAUGGGUUGUACAGCAUCCCUGUCCAUGGUGAUCAUGAGGAUGACAUCUGUGUGGUAGUUGCAGACUCACCAAAUGAGGGAGAAUGCAAAGAGGUAAUGCCAAACAAGUCCGAUAGGAUCAUCCUCACCAACAACAUGGGUGCUGCCUCUAGGGCACGCUACGUCAACCCCCUUGGUUUCAUGACACAGACAAUUGAUUCCCAAUGCAACGUCGUUGUUCACGAAUUAGGACUCGACAACCUUGAUGACUAAGUGGAAUAGAAAUGUUCAUUAAACUCCACCCAAAAGACAAAAUUUAUCAUUGGAUCAAUUGUCUUGUAUCAUUUUAAUUAACCAUUAUCCAUGAUGUUUGUUGUUUGCAAACACAAUAUUAAUGAAAUAAAUCGUAUUUGGAGUUUGGUA
Molecule: messenger RNA, 677 nt
Organism: Vigna angularis (adzuki bean)
Lineage: Eukaryota; Viridiplantae; Streptophyta; Magnoliopsida; Fabales; Fabaceae
Product: olee1-like protein
Exons: 2
Coding region: 39-527 (162 amino acids)
Source: RefSeq, a predicted model, not a curated record